CCCUAGAGACCAUAACAUGCCAAAAAAAAGAAAAAUUCCAACGAUCCAAUUUCAAAAUUUGAACUUGGCGCUCUCUUCAUUUUACCACGUCGCCGAUUCCUUUCCCUCUCCAACCUCUCACCAUUUCCUCUCUGCACAAACAAAAACAUGGGAGCCAAUCACAGCCACGAAGAUCUCCUCUCAGAUUGUGAAACAGAAUACCAAGAAGAAGAAACCGAAGAAGAAGAAAGCUACGAAACUCCAGAGAAAUCCUCCUCUGAACGCAGAACCAAAACGCCGUCGUCUUUCGACGAAGUGGAGGCGAAGCUUAAAGCCCUCAAGUUGAAAUACCCGUCGUCUACAGAAAGUCCGCAAACCCAGAACCCCAAUUUGAAAAAUGCAGUCAAACUCUACCUCCAUAUUGGAGGCAACACUCCAAAAGCCAAAUGGGUCCUUUCAGAGAAACUCACUUCUUAUUCCUUCAUUAAAACCUCCAAAAUCAACUGCCACGAUCAAGAUUCUGGUUCUGAAUCUGAAUCUGAAGAGGAAGGUCUUUGGGUUUUGAAGGUUAGUAAUAAAAUUAGGGUCAAAGUAAGUGUUGAAAUGCAACUAAAGACUUUUAAAGACCAGCGUCGUGUUGAUUUUGUUGCCAACGGUGUUUGGGCUAUGAAAUUCUUCAAUGAUGAGGACUAUGGUACUUUUGUUACUAAGUAUGAAGAUUAUUCGUUUGAGAAUACCCAUGGGUUUGAGAAUAAUGAAGCUAAUAAGGUUAAAGUUUAUGGGAAAGAUUUUAUUGGAUGGGCUAAUCCUAAAAAGGCUGAUGACUCUAUGUGGGAAGAUGCUGAAGAUAGUUUCUUGAAAAGUCCCGGAUCGGUUACUCCAGUUAGGGGUAAUCAAGAUUUAAGAGAGGAGUUUGAGGAGGCCGCCAAUGGGGGAAUACAGAGUUUAGCAUUGGGUGCAUUGGAUUAUAGUUUUUUGGUCGGUGAUUCAGGUAUUCAAGUGGUUAAGAAUUUUAGCCAUGGUAUUCAUGGAAAAGGCGUUUACGUCAAUUUUGGCGACAGUGAGGAUCGAAGGAGUGGUUCAAGUUUGGUUCAUUCGACUCCUAAGAAGGCACUGCUUAUGCGUGCCGAGACUAAUAUGUUACUUAUGAGUCCAAUUAAUGAGGCAAAACCACAUUCUACUGGGUUGCAUCAGCUUGAUAUUGAAACUGGAAAGAUUGUUACGCAAUGGAAGUUUGAGAAGGAUGGAACUGAUAUUACUAUGAGAGAUAUUGUUAAUGAUAGUAAGGGAGCCCAGUUGGAUCCAUCAGGGUCGACAUUUUUGGGAUUGGAUGAUAAUAGACUUUGUAGGUGGGAUAUGCGAGAUCGGAAUGGGAUUGUUCAGGAUCUUUCUACUGCAAGUGCUCCUGUUUUGAAUUGGACGCAAGGGCAUCAGUUCUCGAGAGGAACGAAUUUUCAAUGUUUUGCAAGUACUGGAGAUGGAUCAAUUGUUGUUGGGUCUCUUGAUGGGAAGAUUAGAUUGUAUUCAAGCAACUCUAUGAGGCAGGCAAAAACAGCGUUUCCUGGCCUGGGAUCACCUAUUACUCAUGUUGAUGUUACCUUUGAUGGAAAGUGGAUAUUAGGCACUACUGAUACUUACUUGAUCCUCAUCUGUACUCUGUUUACUGACAAGGAUGGUAAGACAAAGACAGGUUUUAGUGGUCGUAUGGGAAAUAAGAUUGCGGCGCCCAGAUUAUUGAAGCUGAAUCCCUUGGAUUCAUAUGCAGCAGGUGUUAAUAAUAAGUUCCGUAAUGCUCAAUUCUCAUGGGUAACAGAGAAUGGAAAGCAGGAGCGCCAUUUGGUUGCAACAGUGGGCAAGUUCAGUGUGAUAUGGAAUUUCCAGCAGGUGAAAAAUGGCUCGCACGAGUGCUACCGGAAUCAAGAGGGUCUGAAGAGUUGUUACUGCUAUAAGAUUGUUCCUAAGGAUGACUCAAUUGUUGAUAGUCGUUUCAUGCAUGACAAGUUUGCAGUCACUGAUUCUCCUGAGGCUCCACUGGUAAUUGCAACCCCUAUGAAAGUCAGCUCCUUUAGCAUAUCCAGCAAGCGAUGACAAGCUGCAAAGAUGCCCUUUACUUGACCACUUCUCAGUGUCAGUAGAGUGGGGCUUCAAAUGAUGUGUCUUAAUACUUCUGAACUGUAUUUUAGAUUGUUGUCUGACUAAGAGAAGCUUGAAUUCUCUUUAGAGAAGAAUGAUGUGUAAUACAGUUGUAUUAGUUUUUUUUUUUAUGCCCAUUGCUGGUUAUUUGGCGACUGCAAUAUUAUUGUUGUAUUACUUCUCAACUGCUGCUACCCAUGGUAUGUUAAGAGGUACCAUGUGGUUUGUUCUUUCCUUAUUAUUGUUUCUCUUCCAUAUAUGUUUCAUUUCAUGUACCUCUCAAUUUCA
Molecule: messenger RNA, 2400 nt
Organism: Ricinus communis (castor bean)
Lineage: Eukaryota; Viridiplantae; Streptophyta; Magnoliopsida; Malpighiales; Euphorbiaceae
Product: protein CYPRO4
Exons: 2
Coding region: 148-2067 (639 amino acids)
Cellular component (GO): cytoplasm; nucleus
Molecular function (GO): protein binding
Source: RefSeq, a predicted model, not a curated record